AUGCGUUUCUCCUCCACGGUGGCUGUCGGUGCUCUCGCCGCCGGCGCCUCGGCUGCCGAGAACUACCUGGGCUUCAACUCGGGAGCCACCUUGCCCGACCGCUCCGCCAAGUUCAAGAAGGACUUUGCUGCCGAGAUGACCACCGCCCAGAAGCUCCAAGGCGCCCCCGGCACCUUCAACGCCGUCCGUCUCUACACCAACAUCCAGGCUUACUCCCAGGAUGACCCCAUUGAGGCCUUCGAGGCCGCCAUCGACACCCAGACCAAGCUGUUGCUCGGUAUCUGGACCUCGGGCACCGAUACCAUCGACAAAGAGAUCAGCGCCCUGAACAAGGCCGUCAAAAAGUACGGCAGCAAGUUCACUGAUCUCGUCAUCGGCAUGUCCAUCGGUAGCGAGGAUCUGUACCGUAACUCGGCCACCGGCGUUGCCAACAAGGCCGGUGUGGGCAACCAGCCCGACGCCAUCGUCAAGUUCAUCAACGACUACAAGAAGGCCUUCAAGGACAGCCCCCUGUCCAAGGUCCCUAUCGGCCACGUCGACACGUGGGACGUCUGGCCCAACGCCACCAACAAGGCCGUCAUUGACGCCGUCGACUGGAUCGGCGUCGACGAGUACCCCUACUAUGAGAACGCCAAGGGCAACAGCAUCAAGAACGCCCCUGCUCUAUUUGACAAGGCAUACGAUGCUGCCAUCGCCGCCGCUGGUGGCAAGCCCGUCUGGCUGACCGAGACCGGCUGGCCCGCGACGGGCCCCAACUGGGACGAGGCUGUGCCCAGCGUCGAGAACGCGCGCUACUACUGGGCCAAUAUUGGCUGCCGCCGCCUCUUUAACAAGACCCCGACUUUCUGGUACACCCUGCGCGACUCCAACCCGGACAACGAGGCCAAGUUCGCCAUCACCAAGGAUCUGUCGCCCGAGCCCCUCUUCAACCUGACCUGCCCCACCACCUUUGACGUCGCCACCACUACCUCCAGCUCCAGCGGCUCUCCCACUCCCACUGGCAACAGCACCUCCGGCUCCGGCUCCGGUAGCGGCAACAACUCUGGCAACAGCUCCGGCGGCAGCAACUCUGGCAGCUCUGGUGGUACCACCACCUCGGGCUCUGGCAGCAGCGGCAGCACCACCAAGCCUGCUACUGCUAGCGGCACCAACGCUGCUACCAGCCUGCAAGUCUCCUUCGCUGGCGCUGCUCUUGUUGCUGGUGUCUAUGCCCUGCUGUAA
This is a messenger RNA of Thyridium curvatum, 1221 nucleotides long. RefSeq lists its product as uncharacterized. Gene Ontology annotation, cellular component: fungal-type cell wall; cell surface; extracellular region. NCBI's taxonomy places the organism in Eukaryota, Fungi, Ascomycota, Sordariomycetes, Thyridiales, Thyridiaceae. The record is from RefSeq and is a predicted model, not a curated record. The coding region runs from base 1 to 1221 and encodes 406 amino acids. Gene Ontology annotation, molecular function: 1,3-beta-glucanosyltransferase activity; glucan endo-1,3-beta-D-glucosidase activity. The transcript has a single exon. Gene Ontology annotation, biological process: cell wall organization; carbohydrate metabolic process.